CCUCUAGCUACCACACCUUUGAACAGGCUUCCCAACAUGCGGGAUACUCGUUGGACAGGAAAGGUCCUGAUGAACAGAUAUCAAAAGCACCCGUAUCCGAUCCACAUGCCUCCGGGGACAAGCCUUAAAAUCCCUGAUUAGACACCCGACAUUCGAACGCUCGUAUGCUGUCUAGCAACCCCUAUCCCCCCUAUCCACAACAUUGCCCCAAGAUCCGAUUGGCAUCAUGAGCCUCGUGCUUUCCAGCAGCUUGGUCAUCUAAAUAGACAUAAAACAGUGCAGGUGUCACAACCUCAAGCCACAACCUCGUAAAAGCCCCCGUGGUCAAAUGCUGUGUUAUCAUUACUCCCGUGCUGUGUCAUACGAAAUCACCAGAGAUAGUUCUCGUUCGUCUUUCAUUCACCUCAUCGACCAUACAAGCUCCUCGCCAUCGCCUAACCUUCCACAAUCCCCGUCACCCACACCACCAUCCUUAACCCUCAUGAACUCUAACCAACCAUACUCAACCAAAAUCCCAUUCCCAUACCAAGAAAGCCGAGUAUCUCAGCUCGAAUCCCUCACCCAACCAGGACACUCCCCAAACUCCCCCACCACCUCCCCCUCCCCCCUAUCUGCAGCCUCCAGCCCCUCCUCCCAGCUCUCCCUAAAUCUCUGCCCAAGCGCUUCAUACACCCCAGGCCACCCAGCCCUGACCGCAUUCCCCCCGUACCUCUUCGCCCCCUCCACCGCAAACUUCCCCUGCUGCCUCGCAAUAAACCCCUGCAGCAACCCCCCGUAAACCAAGCCCGCAACAACACUCUCGACACUGUCCACAUCCGGCUUCUUAUUCCCAAAAAUCAACCCCUCGGACGGCAUCAAGUACUUCGGCCCCCCCGGCGGAGGGACAAGUUCCCCAAAUCCGGCCCGAGUAUACCCCUCGAGCAAUCUCUGCACAUACGUCGCCGUAGUCACCACAUCCUCAAAAGCCAACGAAGCAGCCUUAUUACCCUCCCCCCCCUUCCCCCCCACCGCAUCAUCCAUCAUCCCCGACCUCAACAGAAACGUCUUCCUCGUCAGCGACCUCCAAAGCAAGGGCUUGAGACGAUACAGAAAAACCAGAUACAACCCUCUCUCCCACAACCACUCCCUCUUCCCCUCCAACGCCGCCCGAAACGCCACAAAAUUCCCCGACCUCACCGCCCGGCAUAUUGGGAGGAAAACCUCCCCAAACCCAGCCGCGUCCGGCCGGGAGAGGAGGUUCACCGACGGGAACCGGCCGCAGAGCAUGUUGGAGGGGAUCCACCAAGUGAGAAUCUGGCGCCGGUGUUUGAGAAAGGAGGUGUGGCACUGCCUGUAGGCCUCCUCGAGGCACAUGUGCGCGCGAAAGUAGUGCGCGUUGUCAAAGUUGAAGCGGCCGAGGUAGUAGAGGAAGGUUACCCUCUGCGAGGCCGGGUACAAGGCCAGGGCUGGGCCAGAGGUGGAGAGGUUGGUGAACAUUUGGACGGCGAGGUGAGAUUUUUCGCACUGAAUAUAAAAAAGGUCAGGAGCUACGGUGGGAAAAAAGAAAAUUAGGGGAGAAGGGGGAGCUUACGGCAAAGAGGAGUUUAAGAGUUAGAUUCGCAAAGAGAUAAACCGCCACCUUUUUCCCCUUUGGCGGCGCCCAUCUCGUGCUGGAGCGGUCACCCAGACAAGACGUGAAAAACUUUUGGAUAAUAUCCGCCGCCAUCUCAACAACCGACUUGCUCUCCCCGUCACCCGUCUCAUCCCCUUCUAUCAACGCUAGAACCUCCGGCUGUCUAGUCAGGCUCAUAACCAGCUUCGACAGGGAUUCCGACAAGGCCAUGCUCGUCGGAAGGAGCAUAACACCAUAGGUCGGAUUAGCAAGCGCGUUGGCGCAUGAUCUGUUGUCAUUUUCCAUCAGUUUCCUCUUCUUGAAACCACAAAAAAAAAGAAGAAAAAAGAAAAGAAAAAGGAUUACCGACAUCAACAGCUCACUGAGCCUAGUGUAAACAUUGACAACAUCGUCAAAGUUCACAUCGCGCCAGUACUCGAGGUAGUCCUUGAUGAAGGAAUUAAACCCCGGCCACGGCGACCCCUUCCCCUCUGGCACGUUAUCUUCCUCUGGAAGACAGUUGUCGACGAAUUUCUCGAGGGCGUCGCUCCCGUUGUCUGGAUAGUUUGAUCUGAUCUCGUGCGCCAGGUUGUAGUAUAUAUCCGGGACAUCGUUCUCGACCUGCAGCCAGUCUUUGAGGCUGGCGCCGUCUGCCUCGAGGGCAAAGCCGCGAAUCUUGGUCAGGAAUUGGAUUGCGAGACUCAUGAUGGGCGAUGAGGACGUGAGUUAGUAAGUGAGUGAAAGUGCUUUUGGGUGGCACUCAAGGCGCGACUUGGCGGUUCAUUGCUGCGUAGGCCACAUCAGUGUUGAAAAGUGGAAAAUAUUACAAGGUCGUGUGAUGGGUGUUUGUGGUUUGGGACAACAAUAGCAAUGAAUAUGGCUGAGUAGAUUCUAAGGCAGGGCGGUGGGAAUUAAACAAGUGAAUGAGAUCCACUCAGUUGAAAGACAAUGCAGGCCACGGCUGUCUGUGGCCAACCCUAACCCUGCUAUAUACACUUUUCCACGCCAACCAUUCCCGAGUGAUUCAUCACAUGCCGUUGGAUCAAUCCUUUCAUGACAGCAUUAUCAUCAUACUCAUACAGACUCGAUUCUCUGCACAACCAUCGCUGUCGCGGCACCUCCGCCGUUGCAGAUAGCCGCAACACCGUACUCACCGGGCUUCAGCUGGUGAAGCAAGGUGGUGAGAAUGCGCGAGCCCGAGCUGCCCAGCGCAUGGCCCAGCGAAAUCGCUCCACCAACAGGGUUCACCCUCGCACCCUCCAACCCCAGAAUCUACCUGGCCGUUAGUGGAACGCACGAACUCGUGGGGAUGGUUUAACAACGGGCUUCCUUACCUUCUCGUUAGCCUUGAUCACAGCGGCGAACGCCUCGUUGAACUCCCACACAGCCACCUGGUCCUUGGUGAUGCCAGCCCUUUCCAGAGCAAUGGGAACAGCCUUGGCCGGAGCGACAGGGAAAUCAAUGGGGUCCAGGGCAGCAUCGGCGGAGCUGACAAUGCGCGCGAGAACUCUUGAGCCGGAGCCGUACUGCUGCGCAAUCUCCUUGCUGCCAAGCACAAGGGCACUGGCACCAUCGUUGAGAGUCGACGAGUUCGCGGCAGUCACGGUGCCAGUUCCGUCACGGACGAAGGCGGGCUUGAGCGUGGGAACCUUGUCGAGCUUGAUAUCGAGAUACCCCUCAUCCUCGCCAACGAUGACGUCGCCCUUCUUGCCCUUGACAGUAACCGGCGCAAUCUCAUCAGCAAAGGCACCAGCCUUCCAGGCGGCCUGUGAUCUCUCGUAGGACUGGAUCGCAUAUUUAUCUUGCUCCUCGCGGGUGAGCUUGUACUUCUUCACCGUGUUCUCGGCGCAGUUGCCCAUGUGGAACUGGUCAUAGACGUCGGUAAGACCAUCCUUGAUGAGACCGUCCUCCAUCUUGACAUGACCAAACGGAGGCAGAUUGCUCGCGCGGGGCACGUAGUAUGGUACUCUCGACAUGUUCUCGAAGCCGCCGGCAACCUGAGCCUCGGCCAGACCCAGCUGGAUGUUUUGCGCCGCAAAUGCCACAGCCUUCAGACCAGAAGCGCAGACCUUGUUGAUGGUGAUAGCCUCGACGGAGGGAGGAAGUCCGGCAAAGAUGGCGGCCUGGCGCGCCGGGGCCUGCCCAACCGAGGCCUGGAGGACAUUGCCCAUGUAGACAUCGGUGAUCUUGUCGACGGGCACCUUUGACUUCUCGAUGGCAGACUUGAUGGCGACGGCGCCGAGCUGUGGCCCGCUAACAUUCAGGAAAGCGCCGUUGAACUGCACAAGCUCGUAUUAGAACGUCAUACGAGCAUCACCUGAAGCUUCGUAGCACACUCAUAAAGACAUACCUUUCCUGUUGGUGUGCGGGAAGCGCUCAAGAUGUAUGCGUCUCGAAUCUCCUUGCGAAGGCAAGCUUGUGAAGAAAACAGCCGAGCCGAGCCGCUUUUAAGUUGCGGCGACAGGCGUAGCGCCCUUGACAUCAUUGCCGUCAUGAUGGAUGUGGCAGAGAGUUCGCUCAACGGAAAGCUAAAUGCAAUGACUGACAAGACAAGAAGGCUAGACCAGGACCAGAGGCAACGAGGGGAAAAUCACUUGUGGACAAGACAUGAUCGGAAACGGUCGCCCUUCCCGAGGGCCAGCUUCUUUAAAGAGCACCGCCAGCACUGGCACACAUGCGGCACUCCUCGGCUUAUGACGGACUGACGGGAUGUGCACGGGGAGUUUUGCGGAGGUGGGGACUAUGAUGGAGGAGCCGGGGAAACAGCCCCGCCAUGGAGUUGGGGGUGCCGGGAUGCCUUAAAGCUUUGGAGAGUUCGUUGAGAUGUAACGGUUUGUUGCAGCGGCUGUCCUUUUGAUACUUUCAAGAAGCUAGGUAGACCGAAGAAGGCCAGGACCAAACAUGGGAAGCAUAAUCUACCAGAUGAAGCAGAGAGAAAACACCGAUCUACAGCGGCCUUUUCAGUGGCGCCGAAGACGCCCAGUUGGUGCUCUGGGUCUUUGAUCGCACGUGCCAAUGCCUUUUGUUAAGCAACGGUUCAAUUAUGAUUGGCCAGAGUCACCUAAAUGCACAUAGCUAAUCGAGAGCUUCUUCACUCUCCGCCGCCGGUUCCGCCCCCCAUCGCCGUUGACAUACCAUAAUCAACCCACUGCUGGACGCCCUGCCCACUGAUUUCUCACGCGCCGAGACAACCACAAGCUACCAUCAACUUUCCUUACCCAUCGCUGGAGACCCUCCUACCUACACCAUCGAGUGUCAUCCUGCGUCUUUCUGGAAAACAUGUCGACGGCAGCCCGCAGACGUCUCAUGCGAGACUUCAAGCGCAUGCAAACCGACCCUCCCGCUGGCGUUUCUGCUUCUCCGGUUCCAGACAAUGUGAUGACUUGGAAUGCCGUCAUUAUUGGACCCGCCGAUACUCCAUUCGAAGACGGAACCUUUAGACUCGUGAUGCAUUUCGAAGAACAGUAUCCCAACAAGCCGCCCUCGGUCAAGUUCAUCAGCCAGAUGUUCCAUCCCAACGUCUACGCCACCGGCGAACUCUGCUUGGAUAUCCUCCAGAAUCGCUGGAGUCCCACGUACGAUGUCGCGGCUGUUCUUACGAGUAUUCAAAGUUUGCUCAACGACCCGAACACGGGAUCCCCAGCGAACGUCGAAGCUUCCAAUUUGUACAAGGACAACCGUAAGGAGUACACGAAAAGAGUCAGGGAGACGGUGGAGAAGAGCUGGGAAGACUAAAGUCAUAGGUUGGUUAAUGGAAGUGGAUUGGACGAGCUGAACAGCAGCUGCCCCUACUGAUGCUCGAUAUAUUGGGGGCUGUUUUCAGCGGUGUCAUGGGAUUAGGACUACAAACCGGAGUUUGCGGUGUUUUUGGCCACCUUCGAGUGGGGAUUUGUGUGUUUUCAACAGCAUUCUGGCAGGCAAAGGCAUAUUCGUUUUGUCAGGCGUUUGGUUCGUGCAACAAAUAACUUGGUCUAUUGCUCGCAAGGGCGUGUGGUUGUCAAAGUGAGAGGGAGCUUGAUUUUGUUAGGGACUACAACAGGUUGGGAGGCAUAGGCAACGGCGGGGUUUGUACGGAGUUGGGCCCCGCACGCAUAUAAUCUGAUAUCAGUCUAAGCAACAAAGCCUACAAGCGGUGAUUUUAAGUGCCCUGGAACCAUUUGCUUCUCAUCGUUCUGGUAGAGGUACUCCAGAUGCCCACUCUUACUAGCUUCCCGAGACAAUGC
This is a messenger RNA of Podospora pseudocomata, 5814 nucleotides long. It is a transcript of the gene UBC2, whose product is annotated as Ubiquitin-conjugating enzyme E2 2. The coding region runs from base 4871 to 5326 and encodes 151 amino acids. The record is from RefSeq and is a predicted model, not a curated record. Gene Ontology annotation, cellular component: HULC complex. Gene Ontology annotation, biological process: DNA repair; proteasome-mediated ubiquitin-dependent protein catabolic process; protein polyubiquitination. The transcript has 5 exons. NCBI's taxonomy places the organism in Eukaryota, Fungi, Ascomycota, Sordariomycetes, Sordariales, Podosporaceae. Gene Ontology annotation, molecular function: ubiquitin conjugating enzyme activity.